Messenger RNA from Clupea harengus (Atlantic herring), 8184 nucleotides. It is a transcript of the gene lmtka, whose product is annotated as lemur tail kinase 1 a. Gene Ontology annotation, biological process: peptidyl-tyrosine autophosphorylation; brain development. The record is from RefSeq and is a predicted model, not a curated record. Gene Ontology annotation, molecular function: ATP binding; protein tyrosine kinase activity. Lineage: Eukaryota; Metazoa; Chordata; Actinopteri; Clupeiformes; Clupeidae.
UGACCACGGCUAAGUGGUGGUCUGCACACAUACUGAUUGAAGUUAAAAUAAUUAAAUUAAUUGGUGCUAAUAGUGAGUUUCAACAAAACUUUGUCUAUUACCACCAAAUUAUUGAACCUUUAAAUGGGUGUUGGUGGUCUUCCAGUUGAUGAUUGAGGUGAUAAAAGAAACCAAAAUGUAGUUCAUAGUAGCAACAAUCAUAAAAAUAGAAAUAGGAAAUGACAGAACCUGGACAAAUCAGAACUGUUACUACGCCUGUCAGAUUACAAAUGUGCUAUCUGGACAGCAAUUCAGCAAAAAUCGGUGAGUUUUCGUUUGGUUCCUCUCUGCAAGAUGGCGCUCUCACUGUGCGCAGUCUACCAGAGCAAUACCCAGUUCCCAUCCAAUUCAUUAGUCUGCGGCUGGCGUAAUGAAGGGACUGCGGCUUAUGGAAAAGAGUGCGGCGGGAACUCUGCAUGCAAUACGAUUUAACUCACCUAGCCUCCACGGAGGAAAGUGACUUAGGUGAUAAAAGUAAUCUUACAGUGAGUUGCAGUGGAUAUCUGUGCCAAAUGUUUGAUGCACGGACAAGGAUGGUAAUGUUUUAAAUAAUAGCAUCACGUUGACGAGGGACCGAUCGAGUGAGCUGUGUCUACACUUGAAGGGACCGCACCACAAGCAACCUAAUGGACGAGUGGCGAGCAAGGAAAACACAAUUGUUUAUGUCGUCUGAGAGAGAAGUGAAUGACUGCGGUAAAUUCCUAACAGAGAGGAGUGGAAAUGUUUUCCGACAUCUGUUUCUUAAUCGGAUGCAUCUGAUGCAAGAGAAAGAGGGGUAGCAGGACAGAGUGGCGCGUUUCACUGAGCAUCAAGGAGAAAAUGCUGCAUUUAAGUCCUCUGCUUUUUUUUCAGUAGCCGAACAGAUUCCUUUUUCUAUUCUAAAUUUCUUCUCACCGCAUUUCAUCUCAAGCCUUACGAGGAAAAUGACAGCGUCUGUGUUAAUGGCAGUCAUGUCCUCCGCUUUUUUCAACCCGAGCUUUGCCUUCAGUUCACAUUUUGACUCAGGUGGCGCCCCCCUGAGUGAGCUUUCAUGGCCAUCCUCUCUGGCCGUGGUGGCCGUCUCCUUCUCCGGCCUCUUCACCUUCGUCUUCCUCAUGCUGGCCUGCCUGUGCUGCAAGAAGGGAGACAUCAACUUCAAGGAGCUUGAGAACACUGAGGGGGAGGAGUCCCGGGCCGACGCACUGGCCUCCCCCGGCUCCCAGAACGGAACCGAGGUCUACAUCCUGCCGCUCACCGAGGUCUCGCUCCCUGUGUCCAAGCAGCCAGGACGAUCAAUUCAAUUUCUGAAAUCGUCGGACCUUGGACGUCACAGCCUCCUGUAUCUGAAGGAGAUUGGUCAUGGCUGGUUUGGCAAGGUUCUGCUGGGGGAGGUGAAUGCUGGACUCAGCGCCACCCAGGUGGUGGUGAAGGAGCUGAAGGCCAGUGGCAGUGUGCAGGACCAGAUGCAGUUCCUGGAGGAGGCCCAGCCUUACCGCACCCUGCAGCAUCCGGCCCUGCUGCAGUGUCUCGCUCAGUGCUCAGAGGUCACCCCUUAUCUGCUGGUUAUGGAGUUCUGCCCCCUGGGGGACGUGAAGGGGUACCUGCGCAGCUGUCGGGCGUCGGACGCCGUGACCCCUGACCCGUUGAUCCUCCAGCGAAUGGCAUGUGAGAUCGCCUCAGGCCUUCUGCACCUCCACAAACAUAACUUCAUUCACAGUGACCUGGCCCUCAGGAACUGCCUCCUCACGUCUGAGAUGACGGUGAAGAUUGGAGACUAUGGCCUCUCUCACAGCCGCUACAGGGAUGACUACUUUGUGACAGCAGAUCAGAUCUGGGUGCCUCUGCGCUGGAUCGCCCCAGAGCUUAUAGACGAGGUCCACGGCAACCUGCUAGUGGUGGACCAAACCAAAGCAAGCAAUGUGUGGUCUCUGGGCGUGACAAUCUGGGAGUUGUUUGAGCUGGGUAACCAGCCGUACCGCCACUACUCUGACAGGCAGGUGCUAACGUACGCAGUCAAGGAGCAACAGCUGAAGCUGCCCAAGCCCCUUCUCAAAGUGCCCCUGGCUGAGCGCUGGUAUGAGGUGAUGCAGUUCUGCUGGCUCCAGCCAGAGCAGAGGCCUGUGGCAGAGGAGGUGCACCUGCUGCUAAGCUACCUCUGCGCCAAGGGCAUGAGCAAAGCCGAGGAGGACUUUGAGAAGCGAUGGAACUCCCUGCGACCCGGCCAGGGCGGCGGCAGCGGCAGCGCCUCUCCCGGGGCCUCGGCGGGGGACCUUGCCUCCUCCUCUGUGUCCUCCUCCUUCCCCCUACUGGAGCACUUCUCCGGGACGGACAGCUACAACGCCGAGGCCGGGGACGACAUCCUGACUGUCACCGAGACCAGCCAUGGGCUGAACUUCGAGUACAAGUGGCAGCAGGCCCGAGCUGAACAGCCCUACUGCUCCUCAUCGACAACGGGUACGCUGGGCCAGAGCAACCCCCAGUAUCAGGACAUCUACUACCCACUCGAAAAUGUUGCGGGGGGCAGCAAAGGACAGGGCCUCACCCUGGGGGUAUCUCCCUCGUACUACGAGUCGGAUCACUUAGGCGUGGUGCCCGUGCUGAGCGCUCACAGUCCGUCGGUGAGCAGUGAGUAUUACAUUCGCAUCGAGGAGCCGGCGGAGUGCAACAUCCACCUGGAGGACACCAACCUGGACUACAGCCCUGGGCUAGAUGCGAGCCACAGCACCUUCUCCAUGGGGCGCAGGGUGUGCUCGGCCGACCUCGAGCCAAACACCUACUGGUCUGCGUCCGACGGUCGUAAAACUAGUGCCUAUGAUUCCGACGCGAGCCCGGACAUUUCCCUCAGCAUGGAGCCUCUUCAGAGGCGAGUGUCGAGCGCCAGCAGCUCCGGAGACGUCGAGAGAUCCAGGCAGUACUUCUCCCCGAGUGAAAGGGGCACGUUUCACUGUGAAAAGUUGUCUCCAGACAACCAGGAGGUCCGGUACAGAAAUGACCACUACGUGGACGAGCAGGAGGACAGCUGGAGGCAAGCGAGCAGGGGCCAAAGGCUCACGGGGCAGGACACCCCUAUGGGCAUCUCCUUGUCUCUUAGCAGUCCCAGUCUCGGAUGCUGUGACCCAUACUUAGAGGCCAACCAGGCGUCAAGUGCAGAGAGGAGUGUGCCUAACGAGGGUUACUAUGACAUGACAGGGACACUCCAGAAGAGCCUGCCCAGGCCCCAAUAUGUGAGUAUCGAUGUUGAGACGGGCGAUGGGCUGCAUGUUGGAUCUGGUCCUGCAGACAUAGAGGAGGACGAUGACCUUUUCACUGAGGCUGAGGCCACAAACUGGACCUCGAACCGGUCUGCCAAUAAUAACAGUUUAAAUUUUGAUAGCAGACAAGCUGUAGGUUUUCAAGAUGUCUACCUUGACCUACACCAUACCACACCAUCUUCCGAAAAAGUAGCAGUCAAAGACAAUUCCAAUACCUCCAAACCCGUGUCCUACUUGGAAGCGACGGGGAGCGACAGCUCAUCCACCAGUAAGACGCUGACUACAGAUUUAUCUGGUGAAUGCGGGACAUACAUUCAUUUGUGCCAUAAGGGUGGACAGGAGACAGCAUCACCUGUCACCGCUCACCCGUCCAUAGACAAUUCCCAACUGACCGAGCAAAUUGCAUCUUCUGGAGAGAAAAAUGCUGUUUCUAAAAAAGCCUCAGACAAAAUCCCAAACCUGUCGGUGGAGGAGAGUACGCCUCAUAGUGGAGAAAGAGCUCAAAACCGUCCCACAGACUCACCCAAGUCACAGGCAGACAUGCUGCGACCCCCCGCUGCCUUCACAGACAUUCACACAGACAUCACACCAGAAGCAGAUCAUUCGGAAAAACAGAUGGGAAACAUGUGGGGUCUGAAUACCUGUAACACACGACUCACAACAGGCAGUAUUAGUAUUCUCUCUGGCAAGAAGGUGUCGCAUGCAGAGAUCCUGUCAGAGUGCAUCUCCGUCUCCGAGUGCAGUGGAGGAGGUGACAGCGGCGUGAACAUGGGCUGCUCCAGUAUCAGCCUGGUGGACUUAUACGACUGCAGCGACGACGACGGCACAGACGUCACCUCCGGGGUGUUUGCGGAUUCACCCUUGGAGUACGCCGAGGUGGGCGAUGUUAGCCUGGCCCAUAGACCUCUGCUGAGACCAGUUAAAGCGCCGCGUGCUGAGGAGACCAUUCACCUUGCCUCCAGCAACAGCCCUUGUGAGAGCUUCAGCCUCGAGGUCUACCACACCUCCAUCCAGCCCAAGUCGCUAGAUAGCGGCUACGACACGGAGAAUAACGAAUCUCCCGAAUUCAGCCCGAAGGAUCUGGAGGGGAAACCCAUUCUUAGUGUGAGCCUGGAGUCAGAUGAGCCCGACAUGGUUCUCCAGCUCGACUUGGAUGAGAGUAUCGAAGGAGUCCUCUUGCCCCCGUCAAGCAGCCUGAAUGAGAAAAAUCCUUACAGAGACUCUGCCUAUUUCUCUGACUACGACACUGAAAAUGACAGGAGCCCCAGUGAUGGGGUCAGCAGUUUCUUCAGCGCCCACGAAGACGAGGAUAUUGUCAGGCACCGAGCGGAGAAGGAAGAAUGUGACCCAGAGCGUGAAAGGCAGGAGGGCUACUGUUUUGCAUCUCUGAAGGACAGCGGCGACGUCUCCCAGCCCCUAUCCUCCGACGGGGAUGCCGGGGAGCCUGAUCCCAGCUCCUCUCCCUUCGCCGUCCCCGUGCUCAACGUACUGUCGCCCUUCCCUCCGCAGAUGGGAGGAUGCUUGACAAAGGAGUCCACUCCCGAUGAUGGGAUAGGUUUGGAGACGGAGCACUCGGCGGAGGAGGCGUCUUCGGACUGCUGCACAUCCACACCGAUGGAAGGGUCGUCCACUUCGCAGGAGGCCGCGACGCUGGUAGACAAAGCAAAUGAGGAUUACUCACAGACGGUGUCACUGGGCUCUGACUCCACCCUGGCGGACUUCAGGGAAGAGCUCACCCAAGACACGGAGAACAGGGAAGAGGGCAGAGAAGGAGAGGACGAGGGGGACGACACAGACGGAGAAGAGACGCCGAGUAACGGAGACGGUGUGUACGACUCCGUGUUGAUGGCAGAGCUCGCCUCCCCAGACCUGGGCCUGGACGGGGACAUCCGGGCCCCUCUGGGGGACGGCGAGGACGCAGACGAAGAGGACUCGGACGACACCGAGUCAGACGAGGAGCUGCGCAGCUACAAUAUCCACGAGCACGAGAGUGACGAGAGCGACGAGGACUUCACCGUAGUGCCGGUGGUGGUGAGCGAGCGUAGCAGCGCCCGGCACCUCCGCAGCCUGCUCAAGAUGCCCUCGCUGCUUACGCAGUCGUUCUGCGACGAGCUGGAGCGCAAGAAGAAAGCCGUCUCCUUCUUCGAUGACGUUACCGUCUUCCUCUUCGACCAGGAGAGCCCCACAGGUGAUUUGGCAGACUACAGCUUUCCACCAGGAGCAGAGGCUAAUAGCCAUCCCUCAGAAGUGCAGACUUCCAAUCAGAGCAACAACAAUGAAAACUCAGAUGAAAACAACACAGAAGAAGAAGGUGGAGCUUUUGAAUGGGAGGAGGACUUUUCUCUGAUAUCCAGCCCCUCCUCAGCAGAGCCUGCUCCAGAUGCUGUGGUGUUGCCACCCAGCCCAUCCUCCAAGGCAGCCGAGGAGAAGCCAGCACCCCAGCUGUCACGCUUCAGCGUCUCCCGCUUCUCCAUAACACACGUGUCUGACUCCGACAUGGACUCAGUUGGAGGUUGCAGUGAAGAUGGAGAGCGGGAGUGAGAGAGCCUGCUUGGCGUGAGGACGUGUUGUCCUCCUACUCCGGGUGUUUUUUUCUUUCCUACACAUGGGGUCAGUUGAAUCCUGAUAAUCCAGUUGCUGACGGUGCCUCAUAUAGUAGAGAAAUGCCAUUUGUGACCCCUAUCCACCAACACUGACAGGUGGAGGUAGAACUGACAUAGUGUAAUGAGGACAGCAGUUAAUACAAACUAUAAAUCUAUAUGUAAGAGAUCAAAAACGUAUCACUUAUUUAUUCUAAAUAUGACAUGUACGCGGAGUAUUACUUCUUUGCACAAUUGACAUUGCAACGUUGACAUUCACUGACAGGUCAACAGGUCAUUUUUUUAAUUAUAUAUGGUAGAAACAAAUUGACAAAUGUUGUGUUGCAUUGCUGCUCCUCAUUGGCUGCCUUCCCAGUACUCACCCGUCUCAUUGGCCAGAUCUUCCAGAGGACUGUUAUUGCCCUCGAUCAUUAGUUUUGCACUGCUUGAGCCAAACAGCGAAAUGCUAUGACGAAGCCACAGAGCUGCUGUGGAGAUCCAAAGAAGAUGACUCACCACAUUCAAGCACUGAGCUGAUCAUUUUGGGUGGUGGAGCAGACAUCUCCUGGAAUAGAUACACCUCCGACACUGACACAGCAAAUCACGAAACGAUCCUAUCACUUACUAACACAUGGGGUGUUUUAGGGUAGGAUGGGGAGGAAAUGGGUCAAAUCUCCUCACACUAGAAUCUCUUAACACAGAACGUUUUAGUUCAGGGGAGAAACUGAAUCAUGAGACGUGUGGAAUUUCAGAACAUGUCUUUUUUUUCAUGUUGUGUGUCAUGUACAUUUCCACACUGCUGCUGGAAAAAUACUGUUAAAAACUAGUCCCCAUUUCCCUGUGUGCUGCUAUCCAUCUCAAAGUUAAAAAAAAGGCAAACAAAAAAAAACGUGUGCACUUUCAGUGUUCAAAUCAAGUGCUAGUUCAUAUGAGGUUCAGAUGGGUUUCUCGUGUCAUGUCCCUUAGCUAUUGAGUGGUCUAAAUAAACACAUGCAUACAUGUUUGUGUCUUAUUGGCGUUCACGUUGCAAUUCAAUUUAAAAUGAUUCUAAUGUAGAGAUGUUGAUCAUGUGAUGUUCACCAACUCUUUUAUCUCACAGUUGGGUUGUGGGUGGGGUGUGUGUGUGUGUGUGUUUGUGUGUGUGAUGUCACCUGCAAUCACUCAGACAAAAGAUGUUGACCAGCACAUCGGUUUAUUAAACAUUGGUGGUUGUUAUCUAGUGAGAGUGUUGAGUUGAUGCCUUGUUCCACUGUUUCUACCCGUCCUCUGCACACAUCCCACUCUCUGCACACGGCCCUCUUGUCUGCUGGGGGCAGCAGUGUGUGUGUGCAUGUCUGUCAGAUCAAGAAGAGGUUCCCGUUUGAAGAGUGGGGUUAAGGGAGAGGCAUUGCCUGGUUCUGUGAGAGGCCGCUAACGAAUGAAUAGGAGUUGUUACUGUUCAAGAGUUUUCUGCAAGUGUUAAACACCCAUCCUGACACAGCAGCACAUAAUGCUAAUUGCUUGUUAUUUAAACAGUACAGUCAUCUGAAUAGCCUACAGUUCAUCCAGUUUACACACAGCUGUCCUGCUGGCCCAGACAGAGUCAAGCUGUGGUUUAUAGGACAGGCUAACCAUGAAUGAUGUAUAUUCAUUGGCCUAACUCAUAUGUAUUAUUUCUAACUCUAAGUAAAUAUAGUUGGGAUUAUGACAUUUUGUGAUUGAAAAUUACAACGUGUAAAAAGAAAUACAAAAUGUAAAAAAAAAUAUGUCUCAUAUAUUCCAUCUCUGAUUAUGAAACGAAACCCUUCUCACCACCCCUCUCCUCGCCCUGCCCUCACUAUCAGUCACCCCUCAGUCUGGGUAAGAUCAUUUUGUUCAUGUUGUUGUUGGUUUUCAAGUGUUUUACAAUGGACAUCCCAUUUCAGACCACAUGAGUUGUUAGUGACAUCAUCUCACAGAUUUGAAGACUGGAUUUUACUACGGCUGCAUGUUCUCCACCUCGGCCCUCCUGCCACAGAAAUGGCGUCACCGUGCCAAAGCCCAAAACGGCCGGGAUUUCUAGGAUAACUGCUUUGCCAUUUCCUCUGCCAUUACGUCACUUUUAUAUUCUGAAAACACGGAGCAGCGUUACUCUCGGUGCUAUUUUUACACCUGAUAAAUUCUCGUAAAAUCAUUAAUGCCGGUUGUCACUUCCAAGGCUGUGACCGCUGGAGAGUCUGUCACCGAGUACUGGCCCCAGAGCUUCCUGUCGAGUGCUGGGGUGAGGAGUGUGAGCGUGCACCUGUAGUAACAUCACCAGUUGUGCUCCAUGCCUCCCAUUGCUGUACUACUCUACAAAUAAACCAGACCAGUUUGUC